Molecule: messenger RNA, 1466 nt
Organism: Paramuricea clavata
Lineage: Eukaryota; Metazoa; Cnidaria; Anthozoa; Malacalcyonacea; Plexauridae
Source: the annotation of a GenBank genome assembly
AUGCAAGGUGUAGGGUACCUGUCAAGUCACAGGCAAGCAAACGGAAAGUGGCCAAAGUGCGAUAGAGGAAUAAAUAAGGACGAUUCGCAGUUAAUAUUAAAGAUGACUGGUAUAUUUUUGCAGGUUGGUUCAGGUAAGAGUGGUUGAAUAGUUUCGAGUUGAUUUCUGUUGAUAACAUAUUAAUUACUAGCUUGAUUCUUGAACUUUCUAUGUGUUGUUUUAUUCAGGUAUUUGUUCAACAUGUCAUAAGAAGUUAAGAGCAUUAAUGCUAACCAGUCCGCAUAAAGCAGAGAGUGUUAUCGAUCAAAUGGAUGCGUUAAUACUGGUAAGUUCGAAUUAUGUUAUUUGUAUUGCGUGUCGAAUUUUAUACCUGAAACUCUAACUUCAGUUUUCGUGGGAAACCGGGCGGGAAAUGAAUGCUUAAGAGCGGUUGUCUGUAAUAGUCAGGUAAGACGUGUAAAAUGAGAAAAUUCAAAAUCCUUCAAACUUUGUCAGAAUGUAGGCCUAUAUGAAGUAUUAAUGUUGUGAAAGUUUUAUUUCGAUUGGAUAAAUAUUUAAGGAGAGAGACGUCGAAAUUGGUUUUCCCAGGCCACUUUCGGUUUUCAGAGGUCAUUUUACGGCACUACCAAAAUCGCUCUAUUUUGCACGAUAAUGGGAAUAUUUCACAAAAUAUGAUUUUUUUUUAUAAAUUAGAGAUAUUUAUUGAUUAGCAGACGAAAUUUAAAGACAUUUCUGUGAAAAGUGAAUAUUUUACAGAUUUUCUUAAUGUUUUUUUAUUUUCGAACCUCUUUAUUAUAGACCAUAUUAGACAGCGAAUAUCUCCAUUGUUACAUCGAUUCAGACAAAAAAAUUAUAACCAGGUCAAAGAAAUAUGUUUUCGCUUGAUAUUGAUCAAAUAAAAUUUUGGGGCAACUCUGAAUUGAAUUUUUGACGAAUUUUUUCGUUACCUCUAUUUGACCAGAAUAACCGUAUGUUCGUAUAAUCAACGUCAAGUCAUGUAGUUCAAUAAAUAACCAAAGAGAUUGUGAAAAUCGUUUAUUUUUUCAACUAAACAAGCCUAGGCCUAUAAAACUACCUUAGCUAAAGCUGUACGAUUGUUUAAAAGCAUUUAGGUCUAUAAAUCACACUGCCGGUUAACUGUCGCUUAUUAAUAUUGUUCAGGUAUUAAAUGCCUAUAUAUAAUAUAGCCGUCGCCGCUCCAGGUUGGAAUCCGUAGGUGUUACGCUGGAUAUCUCCGGCGUAAAAUGUUAUUGCUAUUUUACGCCAUCGGCGUGUGUGCGGAGCCAAUGAAUGAUCGAUCACCUGAUCAUCGGCGGGGCGUAAAACGCCGUAAAAUUCGUAAACAACGACGAUUGAAGAAUUUUCUGAUAAAAAUAAUAAUACCAAAUUAUUUAUAUCGCCAGUUGGUCAUUAUGUUUGGCAUGAUGUUGAUUUUUUUAAUACUGAUCGACGAUAUGACGAAAUAG